CCCGCCCAAACGUCGGUCAACUUAGGUUCUGGCGCUGAGUACUUGAGUCCUUCCGAAGCUUCAAAUCCGAAGUCCGUCAACGUUGCGGGGUCGAGGACGUGAUUCCCACGAAUAGAGUUGUAUUCUCACGGUCAGAAAGCGGCUGCAAUACGGUCUGAGUGUUUUCUCCUUUGAUUAUUGCCUCUCUCCUCUUCAUCACAAUCGCCAUGCUCGCUCUCGUCAACGCUCUCCAUCCACAGCCGACAGACCACUCCGCCAUUGACAGGUCCCUUCUCAGACAACCGUCAUCGUCUUCGUCGUCCACCACCUCCGCGUCGACAUCUGUACCCUCAUCCUCAUCUUCCGUCCGCAAGCAGAGAAAACCUCCUUUGCCACACAGCUCCUCUUCAUUUUCCUCUUACACCCCUGGCUCUUCCGCAUCCUCUGCAUCUGCAUCCUUGAGCUCAAGCGUCUUUGCCACACCGUUUUCUUCUAGACCAACGUCUGCCGCAGGAUUCGCCGUGGCUCGAGACCAGUCAGAUCGGCCGGAUGUUACACCACCUCCGGAGAGCACCACUAGCGUCGAUACCAACAGCUCAAGCUCAAGUCGUGUCACUAUCACUGCAGCGAGUACCAGCAAAACACCCAUACCCACUCCUUCAACUCCUACGUCUGUUCCCAACGGGAUCGCUUCACCGCUCAAUGCAGCACCAGCACCCAUCGACAUCCAUACAUACCCAUCAACCGACCUGCUCCGCCUCCUUGCGUCCCUUCUCACCCAGAUUGCCUCCACUAAUGAUGCCCUCCCCACCCCUAACCCCCAUGAAUCUACGCACAUACCAGACUCGUCACGACCACCACUUUGGCGCACCCUCACCACCGCUUCUCGAGAGUCGCUUGCGAAUCCAACCAGCGCGCUGACAUUCCAUGCGCGGAACAUCCCUACCAUUGCACUCGACGCAUACCUUCUUCGCAUCCUCAAGUACUGUCCCACCACAAACGAAGUUUUCCUUGCACUCCUGGUCUACUUCGAUCGCAUGUCUCGCCUCGCGGCUGAGGCGACCAGUCGCACGUUUGUCAUUGACUCCUACAACGUGCAUCGGCUCGUCAUUGCUGGUGUCACAGUGGCGAGCAAGUUUUUCAGCGAUGUGUUCUACACCAAUUCGCGGUAUGCAAAGGUUGGCGGCCUCCCGCAAGCGGAGUUGAAUCAGCUUGAGCUACAGUUUCUGUUGCUCAACGACUUUAAUCUUGUCAUAUCCCCCCAAGAAAUGCAGAAAUACGCCGAGCAGCUUGUAAUAUUUUCGCAGUCCACCGAUCCCUCAGCAUCAGAUAUCUCAUCUUCUCAAAGUGCUGGCGCUUUGCCCACAGCUCCUCCCGCACACUGUCGGCCGUUAUCCUUCCCCUCUCCUGCAGCUCAGGCGGCGGAUGCUAUGGACACAGCCACUGACAGAAACCGCACUCCUAGCAUGCGGGCGGCACGAGGGGAAGAUGAAGAUGCACGGAGUAUCCUGUCCGAGGCUGAUACGGAGACGGAGACAGAGGGCGGAUCUACCACGGAUGAUGAGCCAACGAUUCGCCCUCGCCAGUCCAGUUGUUCAGGUGACGAUGACGAGGAUGAAAACGAGGUAGAUGCCGAAGGCGUGUUCCGUGCCGAGGUGGAGGCACGAAACUCAGAUAUUGGGAUGGCAAGCCCGUAGUGGUCGGGUAUCUAUAACUUUUGUUGAAUGGGCUAUUCUGGCAGAGUCGUCGGCAGGCAAGCAGCCCUCUGCUGUUGAUGCAAUAGUUUCGGUUAUCUUAUCUUUCCCUUUCUCCCUGCCUCGCUCUUGACAUCAUCUGGGUUUCUAUGGCGCGCGCUAGAUCUCAUCCAACCCCAAAACGCCACCUUUCAUAUCCCCAAUCGCAAUUCACUCAUCGCAUCCAUGCAGGUUCUCAUCGCCACAAUCUCUCACUCCGAUCAUCCAAUCAUCCAUCGACCUUUUCUAGCCUUGCCUUCCUAUUUGUCUCGGCCUCAUGCGUUCCCUGCCCUGCCUCUAAUUAUUCGUCGCUUCCGGUUACCUUGAUGGACAACCAGGACGCGAGUGGGAGCGAACCCCUCACAGGCUUUCUUCGAUCGAUCCCAGCCUAUGACACGCGCGUAUCACGCUGCCUCAUCAAAUCCACAACCCCGGACUCAACGUUCACGUUGUGCGGGUGGAACCCCAUUCAGAUGCGUGUUUCGGAUGUCGACUCCCAACGUUCCCAAUCUCUUUCUUUUCUCAUCGUUCCAUACUUCUCGGACAAACGUUCAUUGAUCAUCGGUAAUGACACGACUACGAUACGACUCUCACCAAUUUUUUCUGUGUGCGUGUACGAGACGUCAAAAUCAUUUUACUGUACGCGAAUUUUCCUUCUGUGCAUACCUAGC
Molecule: messenger RNA, 2383 nt
Organism: Coniophora puteana RWD-64-598 SS2
Lineage: Eukaryota; Fungi; Basidiomycota; Agaricomycetes; Boletales; Coniophoraceae
Product: cyclin-domain-containing protein
Exons: 2
Coding region: 207-1676 (489 amino acids)
Biological process (GO): regulation of cyclin-dependent protein serine/threonine kinase activity
Cellular component (GO): nucleus; cyclin-dependent protein kinase holoenzyme complex
Molecular function (GO): protein kinase binding; cyclin-dependent protein serine/threonine kinase regulator activity
Source: RefSeq, a predicted model, not a curated record